AUGUUUGACAAUUCGCAGUAUCCUUACAACUGUUUUAAUUAUGAUGGAGAUGGUUACCCGUCAUGUGGCACUGAUGAAGAGAAGAAAGUGUGCCGACCAGCAUACAGUUAUAUUGCACUGAUAGCCAUGGCCAUACAGCAGAGCCCGGAGAACAAAGUUACUCUAUCCGGGAUCUAUGAAUUCAUCAUGAAAAGAUUCCCUUAUUACAGAUCCAAUCAGAGGGCUUGGCAAAACUCCAUCCGACAUAAUCUCUCCCUCAAUAGCUGCUUUAUAAAGGUGCCUCGCACCGAGGGAAACGAGAAAGGAAAAGGUAACUACUGGACGUUCGCCGCGGGCUGCGAGUCCAUGCUGGACCUCUUUGAAAACGGCAACUUUCGUCGUCGCCGUCGCCGCAGGCGUAACAUAAAGAUGGGAUUCCGGGAGUCGUCGGAGCCCUUCGGCCCUAUGGACCCUGAGCAGAAUGCACCGGUACGGCCGCUGGAGCCCGACUCGUUCUGCCCCGAGACGGCGAGCCACAGAGGCGACCAGGGGGGCCACACGCUCGGCAAGCCCGAGCCGGAGAUCAAGUUCAGCAUCGACUACAUCCUGUCCACGGCAGACCCCUCGCCGGGGUUCAGACCACCGCACUGCGGAUCUUCGGGGGCUGUGAUCCACCACCUGGAACCGCAGCAUAUCAACCUGCACUUCUGGACCCUCUAA
Messenger RNA from Electrophorus electricus (electric eel), 699 nucleotides. It is a transcript of the gene foxl3, whose product is annotated as forkhead box L3. NCBI's taxonomy places the organism in Eukaryota, Metazoa, Chordata, Actinopteri, Gymnotiformes, Gymnotidae. The record is from RefSeq and is a predicted model, not a curated record. Gene Ontology annotation, molecular function: RNA polymerase II cis-regulatory region sequence-specific DNA binding; DNA-binding transcription factor activity, RNA polymerase II-specific. Gene Ontology annotation, biological process: cell differentiation; regulation of transcription by RNA polymerase II; anatomical structure morphogenesis.